AUGGCAUCGAAUUAUCCACUCGGGUACGAUGACGAAAGAUUCCAGUCGAUAGUGAACCAAAAUUUCCACUGUUUGAUUUGCUAUAACGUAUUGAAAGACCCCGUGAUGUGCCGCAGAAACGAGCAUUAUUUUUGCCGCGGCUGCAUCACGGAACAUCUUCGCAGGAAUUCCCACAAAUGUCCAACGUGUGCUGACGAGCUGAGUGUUGAAACAUUGCAAGACGUUCCAAGAAUUGUGAAGAAUUACUUAAACGAACUAAGUAUACGUUGCGAUCAUUACGACAGAGGAUGUCGAGAACUCGUACAGCUGCAGAAUUUAAAGCGACAUGUCGCCGAAUGCAGAUUUACUCCAGUCGUUUGUGGAAAUCAAGGUUGUGGUGAGACAAUCAGUAAAAGAGAUCGUACAUAUCACGAGAGUGAACUGUGUCAAUUUAGAAAGUUGAAGUGUCACAACUGUGGAGAAAUCAGCACGAUGGCGGGAAUGAAAACGGAAAUGGCAAACAUCAGCACGAAAAUAGCGAACAUCAACACGAAUCAGGCGGAUACGAGUACGAAAUUGGCAAAAAUGAACACCAAUAUGACAAAUGUUAGAAGUGGCACAGCGAGUGGCGGGAGAGAAAAUCAACAUAUAUUUGUUGCUGGUGGUGUGGGGAGCAAGUCGGUAGAAAUAUUUAACAACCAGCAGAGAUUGUGGUCUUUAUUAAAGCCCAUGACAGAGAUACGUCGCUGGGCAUCUUCAUUCGUUCACAAUAAUCAUGUCACUGUAGCGGGAGGUGCGUGUGAUGAUCGUGCUGAAGAUAACAUGAUCCGAAUGAACAUUCACCCAGUCCCUGAUCUCUCAGUUAACUGGAGUGAAUUUGCUGCCAAACUUCCUGCUAAGUUGUAUACACACAGCAGUGUGGUGUACAAGGAUAGCUUGUUGGUUACUGGAGGUUGUAAUGCAGAUCAAGAUGUCAUCUCGGACUGUAUUCACGAAGUGCAACUUAAACCACCUCACACUGUUAAACCUUUAUCCAAGAUGCCUGAAUCAAGACUUCAUCACAGCACAAUACUAUGUGAUGAUAGUAUUUUGAUCGUUGGGGGAAGGAAAUCAGGGAACUGCGAAGACAACCUCAGCAGUGUGUUAAGCUAUGACAUCAGGAAGAAUGAAUGUCAACAGUUACCUGCGCUUCCCUAUCCAGUGAGUAACAUGGCGACAGUCAAGUGGGGUGAGAAUGUUGUGAUCAUUGGUGGGACUGACAAGGCUGGUAAACCAUUAAACAAUGUUAUAAUUUAUAACAUCAAGACUGGAAACAGUCAUAUGUUGCCUCCAAUGUUACACAAGAGGAAAGGAUGUAUGGCAGUUGUUAUUGAGAAUACAAUUGUAGUACUAGGAGGCGCGAAUGAGAGACGGAAUCUUUUGAAAUCAGUUGAAGGUUUCAAUUUUGAACGAUUUUCAUGGCAGGAACUUCCUGACAUGAAGGAAACCAGAUGUCAGGCUACAGCUGUCGUGAUUUAG
This is a messenger RNA of Paramuricea clavata, 1497 nucleotides long. Lineage: Eukaryota; Metazoa; Cnidaria; Anthozoa; Malacalcyonacea; Plexauridae. The record is from the annotation of a GenBank genome assembly.